CACACCGCUCUAUAGGCAGGCAAGCAGGCAGAUCAGGCAAGCACACUGCUGGUGUGUCAUAUAUCUUUUUUCUCUUUUUAUUUCCCAUCUUCUACUGAUCUCUUUAUGAAAGAUAAUGCCAGCAACCUGAAUCCUAGCAGUGUGGUAAACAGAAAAAAAAGAAGGGAGGGGGGAAAAGAUAGGGCUUAGGGAGGGCAUUGGUGGGGAAAUGCGCCCAGGGCUGUAAAGUGGUAAGAGGGAAGGCAGCAGAAAAGUGUGGGCUGGCUUACACUGGCACUUAAAAAGAGGUUCGCUGUGGCUUUUGUGCAUUUCACCAGCAGCCAGGCUGGGAGACUAAGAAGGGAACAGUGAAGAAGUAGAGGAGACAACAGCUUCAGGGAGAAGGUGUACUCUCACCUCACUGGAACAAGUGUAUUUUUAGCCUUCCACCCUACUAUUCCUCUUUACAGUAAAAUCUUCCACUCAUCGGUGGGAGCUAUGGGUAGUGCGGACAGGUUUCUAUGGGCAGCACUGCUGCUGCUGCCAAUCUUAGGGUUCUCUGUGGCUGUGCCAGCAAGCUGGCUGCCUGGGAAAUAUACAAACACCACAGCUGAUGCACUAAGGUUCCUCAGCGACUACAACAGCACUGCUGAGGAGGUGUUUUUCUAUAGCGUCUCUGCCAGCUGGACCUACAACACCAACAUAACGGACCACAACUCCAAGCUUCAGGUAAACGCCUCCCUUGACGAACAGGCUUUUGUCGAAGCCUGGGGGUCAAAGGCCAAGACAGUUUUCUCUCCUGAGCUUCUCAAUAAUCUUCCUGACCCUAAAGACAAGAAACUGAUGGAGAAAAUCAUGACACUUGGAUCUGCCAACCUUGACCAGACAGAAAGAGAGGAGUACAACACCAUUCUCAGCACCAUGGACAAUAUAUAUUCAACUGCCAAGGUGGUACCACAGCCCAACAUAAGUUGGAGCCUUGAACCACAUCUCACAGAUAUCAUGGCCAACUCCAGGAGCUACAAAAAGCUCCUGUUCGCCUGGGAGGGCUGGCACAAUGCAGCAGGCAUACCUCUCAAGAAAUACUAUCCCAGAUUUGUGGAACUCAGCAACAAAGCCUCUCAAGCCGACGGAUUUGCGGACACGGGAGCUGACUGGCGUUCUUGGUAUGAGUCUGAAACCUUUCAGGAGGAUAUCGAAGAACUCUACAGGACCAUUGAGCCCCUCUACCAGAACCUGCAUGCCUUUGUGCGCCGACAGCUCUACAACCAGUAUGGGCCCAAGUACAUCAACCUUAAAGGACCUAUCCCAGCACACCUGUUAGGAAAUAUGUGGUCCCAGACCUGGAACAACAUUUAUGGUUUGAUGAUCCCAUUCCCUGAUAAACCCAACAUGGAUGUGACUGAUGAAAUGGUCAGACAAGGCUACAAUGCCACACACAUGUUUCGCGUGUCAGAGGAGUUCUUCACCUCUCUGGGUUUAGAGGGUAUGCCUCAGGAGUUCUGGGACAAAUCCAUGUUGGUUAAGCCUGAAGGUCGUGAGGUGGUGUGCCAUGCAUCUGCCUGGGACUUUUAUAAUCGCAAAGACUUCAGGAUUAAGCAGUGCACUACAGUGACUAUGGAACAACUCUUCACAGUCCAUCAUGAGAUGGGACAUAUUGAGUAUUACCUGCAGUACAAGGACCAGCCUGUUGGCUUCCGCCGUGGAGCUAACCCUGGUUUCCAUGAGGCUAUUGGGGAUGUUUUGUCUCUUUCUGUUUCCACUCCGAAACAUCUGCAGACCAUUAAUCUGCUGGAAUCUGUGACCUCUGACACUGAAACUGAUACCAAUUACCUGUUGAAGAUGGCUUUGGAGAAGAUAGCCUUCCUUCCCUUUGGCUAUCUUAUCGAUCUCUGGAGGUGGGGUGUGUUCAGUGGAAGCACCCCUCCAGAGCGGUACAACUCUGACUGGUGGUACCUCAGAACAAAAUAUCAAGGCAUCUGCCCACCCACCAGACGUACAGAGGAGCAUUUUGAUGCUGGGGCAAAAUACCACAUCCCUGGAAACACACCAUACAUCAGGUAUUUUGUCAGCUUCAUCCUGCAGUUCCAGCUCCAUGAAAAGCUCUGCAGAACAGCGGGUGACAAUGGUCCCUUGCACAAAUGUGACAUCUACCGCUCUAAAGAAGCAGGAGCAGUAUUAAAGAAAAUCCUUCAGGCUGGCUCUUCCAAACCUUGGCCUGAAGUGCUCCAGGAGGCCAUUGGCACCAACAAGUUAAAUGCCACCUCACUAAUGAAUUACUUUGCGCCCAUUAUCGAAUGGCUGGAAAAGCAAAAUGAGAACGAGAUUUUGGGAUGGCCUGACUUUGACUGGGUCCCACCCAUGCCAGAGGGAUAUCCUGAGGAUAUUGACAAGAACACAGAUGAGCUUGAUGCAAAGAAGUUUCUGGAAGAGUACAACACAACAGCAGAGGUGGUGUGGAAUGCAUACACUGAGGCCUCGUGGCGUUACAACACGGACAUCAAUGAAGAAAAUAAGAAGGCAAUGCUCCAGAAGAACCUAGAGAUGUCAAAUCACACCCUGCAGUAUGGACUGAAAGCCCGACAGUACGACACCACUGACUUCCAGGAUAGCUCAGUCAAACGCAUCAUCAAAAAACUCAGCGACAUUGAGAGGGCGGCCCUGACAGCGGCAGAACUGGAAGAGUACAACACUCUCUUGUCCAACAUGGAGACCAAGUACAGUGUGGCUGAGGUCUGCAGAGACAAUGGAAAAUGCCAUCCGCUGGAUCCAGAUCUCCAGAAGACCAUGGCAGAGUCCAGGGACUACGACGAACUGUUAUUUGCCUGGAAAGGAUGGAGAGAUGCUGCAGGAAAAGUAAUUCGUCAGGAUUACAAGAGAUAUGUGGAACUGGCCAACAAAGCUGCCACACUCAAUGGUUACUCUGACAAUGGGGCUUUCUGGCGUUCACUGUAUGAAACGCCUACAUUUGAAGAAGACCUUGAAACUCUGUGGAAGGAGCUGGAGCCGCUCUAUCAGCACAUACAUGCCUAUGUUCGAAGAUCUCUGUACAAAAAGUAUGGUCCUAAGUACAUCAACUUGAAGGGGCCAAUUCCUGCUCAUUUGCUGGGCAACAUGUGGGCGCAGACGUGGUCUGGCAUAAUGGACCUGGCCAUUCCCUACCCAAAUGCCACACAGGUUGAUGCCACACCAGCUAUGGUGGAAAAGAACUGGACCCCCAUAAUGAUGUUUGAGGAAUCAGACAGGUUUUUCACCUCUCUGGGCCUGGAGCCAAUGCCAGCAGAGUUUUGGAAUAAAUCCAUGCUGGAGAAGCCGACUGAUGGACGCCAGGUGGUGUGUCACGCCUCUGCGUGGGACUUCUAUAACCGAAAAGACUUCAGGAUUAAACAGUGCACUGUUGUGACUAUGGAUGACCUGGUCACGGUGCACCACGAGAUGGGCCAUGUCCAGUACUUCCUGCAGUACAAAGACCAGCCGGUGUCCUUCCGUGAUGGAGCCAACCCUGGCUUCCAUGAGGCCAUUGGCGAUGUCCUAGCGCUGUCUGUGUCCACACCCAAACAUCUUCAGAGCAUCGGCCUGCUGGACAAAGUUGAGAGCAACCACGAGAGCGAUAUCAACUUUCUGAUGAGCAUGGCACUCGAUAAGAUUGCCUUCCUACCUUUCAGCUACCUCAUGGAUCAGUGGAGGUGGAAAGUGUUUGAUGGACGCAUCCCACCAACAGAUUACAAUAAAGAAUGGUGGAACCUCAGAAUGAAGUACCAGGGACUGUGUCCGCCUGUAACUCGCACUGAGGAUGAUUUUGACCCAGGUGCAAAGUUCCACAUCCCUGCUAAUGUGCCCUAUGUCAGGUACUUUGUUAGCUUCAUCAUCCAGUUUCAGUUCCACGAGGCCCUGUGCAAAGCAGCCAAGCACGAAGGACCUCUUCAUACCUGUGAUAUCUACAGAUCUAAAGAAGCUGGAAAGCUGCUUGGUGAUGUGAUGAAGUUGGGCUUCAGUAAACCCUGGCCUGAGGCAAUGACUAUGAUCACCGGCCAGCCGAAAAUGAGUGCCCUGCCUCUCAGGGAGUAUUUCAAACCUCUCAUUGAAUGGCUGGAGACUCAGAAUGCAAACGAAAUCCUUGGAUGGCCUGAGUACGAUUGGAAACCGUCCAACACAAACAAGAACACAGAUGAGCUUGAUGCAAAGAAGUUUCUGGAAGAGUACAACACAACAGCAGAGGUGGUGUGGAAUGCAUACACUGAGGCCUCGUGGCGUUACAACACGGACAUCAAUGAAGAAAAUAAGAAGGCAAUGCUCCAGAAGAACCUAGAGAUGUCAAAUCACACCCUGCAGUAUGGACUGAAAGCCCGUCAGUACGACACCACUGACUUCCAGGACAGCUCAGUCAAACGCAUCAUCAAAAAACUCAGCGACAUUGAGAGGGCGGCCCUGACAGCGGCAGAACUGGAAGAGUACAACACUCUCUUGUCCAACAUGGAGACCAAGUACAGUGUGGCUGAGGUCUGCAGAGACAAUGGAAAAUGCCAUCCGCUGGAUCCAGAUCUCCAGAAGACCAUGGCAGAGUCCAGGGACUACGACGAACUGUUAUUUGCCUGGAAAGGAUGGAGAGAUGCUGCAGGAAAAGUAAUUCGUCAGGAUUACAAGAGAUAUGUGGAACUGGCCAACAAAGCUGCCACACUCAAUGGUUACUCUGACAAUGGGGCUUUCUGGCGUUCACUGUAUGAAACGCCUACAUUUGAAGAAGACCUUGAAACUCUGUGGAAGGAGCUGGAGCCGCUCUAUCAGCACAUACAUGCCUAUGUUCGAAGAUCUCUGUACAAAAAGUAUGGUCCUAAGUACAUCAACUUGAAGGGGCCAAUUCCUGCUCAUUUGCUGGGCAACAUGUGGGCGCAGACGUGGUCUGGCAUAAUGGACCUGGCUAUUCCCUACCCAGAUGCCACACAGGUUGAUGCCACACCAGCUAUGGUGGAAAAGAACUGGACCCCCAUAAUGAUGUUUGAGGAAUCAGACAGGUUUUUCACCUCUCUGGGCCUGGAGCCAAUGCCAGCAGAGUUUUGGAAUAAAUCCAUGCUGGAGAAGCCGACUGAUGGACGCCAGGUGGUGUGUCACGCCUCUGCGUGGGACUUCUAUAACCGAAAAGACUUCAGGAUUAAACAGUGCACUGUUGUGACUAUGGAUGACCUGGUCACGGUGCACCACGAGAUGGGCCAUGUCCAGUACUUCCUGCAGUACAAAGACCAGCCGGUGUCCUUCCGUGAUGGAGCCAACCCUGGCUUCCAUGAGGCCAUCGGCGAUGUCCUAGCGCUGUCUGUGUCCACACCCAAACAUCUUCAGAGCAUUGGCCUGCUGGACAAAGUUGAGAGCAACCAAGAGAGCGAUAUCAACUUUCUGAUGAGCAUGGCACUCGAUAAGAUUGCCUUCCUACCUUUCGGCUACCUCAUGGAUCAGUGGAGGUGGAAAGUGUUUGAUGGACGCAUCCCACCAACAGAGUACAAUAAAGAAUGGUGGAACCUCAGAAUGAAGUACCAGGGACUGUGUCCGCCUGUAACUCGCACUGAGGAUGAUUUUGACCCAGGUGCAAAGUUCCACAUCCCUGCUAACGUGCCCUAUGUCAGGUACUUUGUUAGCUUCAUCAUCCAGUUUCAGUUCCACGAGGCCCUGUGCAAAGCAGCCAAGCAUGAAGGACCUCUUCAUACCUGUGAUAUCUACAGAUCUAAAGAAGCUGGAAAGCUGCUUGGUGAUGUGAUGAAGUUGGGCUUCAGUAAACCCUGGCCUGAGGCAAUGACUAUGAUCACCGGCCAGCCGAAAAUGAGUGCCCUGCCUCUCAGGGAGUAUUUCAAACCUCUCAUUGAAUGGCUGGAGACUCAGAAUGCAAACGAAAUCCUUGGAUGGCCUGAGUACAAUUGGAAACCGUCCAACACAACAGGUGAAGAAAAUACAGAAGAUAAUACAGUGGACUUCCUGGGUAUGAGAGUGGACAGUGGAGGAGCCAUCGCUGGCCAGUGGAUUCUGUUGGUCCUUGCCGUGGUGUUCUUGUUGGCUACCAUCCUAUUGGCUUACAAGUACAGGAAGUCAAAAAAGUCUAAAAAGUCCUUAUCCACCAUGGAGCUCAAACAGAAAUACUAGCCAGCAGUGAUAGCUAAAGGGCUGGAGUACGGCCUGACGCACUGUAGCUAGCUCGUAACCAACCUCAAUGUGAACAUAAGUGUUUUUGUGAACUGAAGUACAUUUGAAAGAAAUUGCUCUUCUUUUAGGACUGCCUCCCUACCUAGUCUUGUAUAUUUAUUGUAUGCUCUUUGACUCAAAUUAUUAUUUUUUGCCUAUGCAAAAGAACAUUACAGUUUUGUAAUUUAUUUGUAAUAUUUGAAUGUGUAGGGAGGAAUUAUAUUUUAAAAUGAAAGUUUGUAAAGUCAUUCAUUGUGUAAAAUUUUUGAUUUUUUUUUUCUCUUUGUUAAAUUCUCAACAUUUCUACAAUAAAGAUGCUAAAUAUUUA
Molecule: messenger RNA, 6472 nt
Organism: Mugil cephalus (flathead mullet)
Lineage: Eukaryota; Metazoa; Chordata; Actinopteri; Mugiliformes; Mugilidae
Gene: ace
Product: angiotensin I converting enzyme (peptidyl-dipeptidase A) 1
Exons: 37
Coding region: 478-6105 (1875 amino acids)
Biological process (GO): proteolysis
Cellular component (GO): plasma membrane
Molecular function (GO): metallopeptidase activity; peptidyl-dipeptidase activity
Source: RefSeq, a predicted model, not a curated record